AUGGCUAUGGCACUGCCUGCUGCCUUUCUGUCUGAAGACCAGUUCACCUGCUCCAUCUGUCUGGAAGUGUUCACCAAUCCAGUGUCAACACCAUGCGGCCACAGUUUCUGCCAGGCCUGCAUCUCCUCCUACUGGGACGGAGGAGGAGGAAGCGCCAAGUUCUACCAGUGUCCCCUCUGCAAGGAGUCCUUCCGCAAGCGACCAGAGCUCCAUAUCAACCGAACCCUGAAGGAAAUCACUGAGCAGUUCAAGCAGAUGGCUGACGUUGGAGUUGCAAUUGAUGGAACAGGUGGCGGAGGAGUGGAAGAUCCCAACUCACAACCUCGUCAUCAACAUCACCCGGCCCUGUCUUCACCCCCGAGGCCAAGGGAGAUGCCGGAGAGUAUCUUUACUGAGAUGAUGACCCGUUUUCAGCGGCUGCCGACUGCCAGGAUGCCUCACACCACCUUUCCCCGUUCCAAUGACCCUCACCCUCAAAGCUCCAGUCGAAUCAAUGCUCAACUGUCCUUCCAGGCUCAGAACAAUGAGCACCAUGACCCGCCUCCACCCUACUCCCCUCCUCGCAGGUACAGUCUGAGCGGUCCCAGUGAUUCUUCUCCCAGCCUGCCUCUGUGUCCCAUCCACCUGAAAGGUCUGGAGUUCUUCUGCCGAUCUGAUAACAACUGCGUGUGCAGCAUCUGUGUGGAGACAGCAGAGCACCGAGGACACAACAUCAUCCCUGCCAAGAGAGAGUGGAACAUCAAGAAGUCCCAGUUAGGCAUUGCAGAGGUGGAGCUGAAGGAUCUCAUCUGUGAGAGAGAGAAGAAAGUGGAGGAAAUACAGAGCUCCUUACGGGACAUACAGGCUGCUGCUGAGAGAGAGACAGAUGGAGCUGUUUGUGAGUUUUCUAAGCUGAUCUCCAGUGUGGAGCGCUGCCAAGCUGAAGUCUUGGAGGUGAUAGAGAUGAGUCGUCGAGCGGCUGAGCACAGAGCGCAGAGCCUGCUGAGAGAGCUGGAGGUGGAAAUAGCUGAGCUUAAAAAGAGGAGCUCAGUACUGAGCCAGCUAGCUCUGUCAGAAGACUACAUAUUCUUUCUCAAGACGUUCUCUGCGCUUUCCACCCCUCCACAAGCAAAAGACUGGUCCAAUGUCUCUGUGUCAUCUGAGCUGACAUCAGGGUCGAUUCUCAGGACUGUCAGUCAAAUGAUGGUGCGCUUUCAGGAAGAGAUGCGGAAACUGCCAGAAGUUUGCCAGCGAUCCCCAUUGGACCAGUCAGUACCCAGGCCCAACCCAAAGGUAAGGAGGGUUCAAGAAUAUGCAGCCGACAUCACUUUAGACCCCAACACAGCCCACCCACGCCUCAUCAUCUCAGUGGAUGGGAAGCAGGUGUGCUGUGGUGACCGCCAUCAGUCGGUACCAGACAACCCAGAGCGCUUUGACCGGGUGGUGUGUGUGCUGGCCCACCAGGGCUUCAACUCAGGACGACAUUACUGGGAGGUGGAGGUGGGAGGAAAGACUGACUGGGACCUGGGAGUGGCAAGCCGGUCUGUCAAUCGGAAAGGGAAAAUUAGUGUAGGCCCCACCCACGGCUACUGGUUCCUCAGCCUGCGGGACAGAAACGAUUACGCCUUCCGAACAGAGCCCUCAACUAGCCUGACAGUCAACCUCAGACCCUCUCGGAUUGGAAUCUAUGUGGACUGUGACAAGGGGUUGGUGUCCUUCUACGAUGUAGAGGCCAGAAUGCUUAUCUAUACAUUCACAGAUAAUUUUCCUGACACCAUCCACCCAUUCUUCAGCCCCUGUACUAAUAAAUCAGGAAGAAAUGAGGCUCCAAUAAUCAUUUGCCCUGUUUCAAUGACAGAAUGAAAUGAGGAAUGCUUCCACAUGCUUCCAUGUAUGUUAGAAGAAGACUGAGAUUUACACAUAUACCUCUGGACAAGAUAUGAUCACAGCUGCACUGCCUUCUUUCAUUGCAAUAGAGUAGAUAGUAAGCAGGGUGUCAGUGAUGUGCCUGUUUUAUGGGCCAGUGUCCAUACGUUUAGACUGAAGUCAGCUGUAGCUAAUAUUUUUGUUUGGCUCCUUUUAUUGCUGAAAAAUUAGAAGUAUUCUGACACAGUAUAAUGACCCACAUGGAGCACAGGGACUCUCUCAGCUGAAACCCAGGGAAAUGGUAAAUGAACUGUACUUGUAUAGCGCCUUUCUAGUCUU
This is a messenger RNA of Thunnus maccoyii (southern bluefin tuna), 2184 nucleotides long. Its product is annotated as E3 ubiquitin-protein ligase TRIM7-like. NCBI's taxonomy places the organism in Eukaryota, Metazoa, Chordata, Actinopteri, Scombriformes, Scombridae. The transcript is spliced from 10 exons. Gene Ontology annotation, molecular function: zinc ion binding; protein binding. The record is from RefSeq and is a predicted model, not a curated record. Bases 1 to 1842 code for a protein of 613 amino acids.